Messenger RNA from Armigeres subalbatus, 480 nucleotides. Its product is annotated as protein-S-isoprenylcysteine O-methyltransferase-like. Bases 5 to 403 code for a protein of 132 amino acids. The record is from RefSeq and is a predicted model, not a curated record. Gene Ontology annotation, molecular function: protein C-terminal S-isoprenylcysteine carboxyl O-methyltransferase activity. Gene Ontology annotation, cellular component: endoplasmic reticulum; membrane. Gene Ontology annotation, biological process: C-terminal protein methylation. The transcript is spliced from 2 exons. NCBI's taxonomy places the organism in Eukaryota, Metazoa, Arthropoda, Insecta, Diptera, Culicidae.
AGACAUGAAAACAUACCGGCUUCUGUGGCUCUUGGGACUGGUACUCUGCUUCACUGGUGAAGCCCUACGAAAGUUAGCCAUGAUCACAGCGAGUAAAAACUUCAGUCACAUUGUCCAAUUCGAGCGCCACCAAGGACACGAGCUGGUCACCCACGGCGUGUACAGUCUGAUGAGGCAUCCGUCCUACGUGGGUUGGUUCUGGUGGUCCAUCGGGACGCAGGUGGUCCUGGCUAAUCCGGUGUGCUUCAUCAUCUACACCGUUGCCAGCUGGAAGUUCUUCCACGAUCGGAUCUUCAUGGAGGAAAUCACGCUGCUGAACUUCUUCGGUGAAGAUUACUACAAGUACCAGCAGCGAGUGUCGACGGGGCUGCCCUUCAUUCGGGGGUUCAAGGUGGAACUGUGAUGUUUGGAGGGCGAUCAUCCUGACAGAGAUGGCGAUGGUGGCGGUUUGGAGUGUAGGGAUGUGUCGCCGCUGGAGAG